AAUUAAGGGUAAGAGAUAAAAUGGGUCACCACUCUUGCUGCAACCAACAGAAGGUCAAGAGAGGCCUUUGGUCUCCUGAAGAAGAUGAGAAGCUCAUCAGAUACAUCACUACUCAUGGCUAUGGCUGCUGGAGUGAAGUGCCUGAGAAAGCUGGUCUUCAAAGAUGUGGCAAGAGUUGCCGCUUAAGAUGGAUAAAUUAUUUGAGGCCCGAUAUCAGAAGAGGGAGGUUUACUCCCGAGGAAGAGAAGUUGAUUAUUAGCCUUCAUAGUGUUGUAGGGAACAGAUGGGCUCAUAUAGCAAGUCAUUUGCCUGGAAGAACAGACAAUGAGAUAAAGAACUACUGGAAUUCAUGGAUCAAAAAGAAGAUAAGAAAACCCUCGGCCACUCAGACUGCCAUGUCGACACCCAGCACUGCUACUGCUACUGAGCAUUCCCAAAUAACUUAUGCCUCAAAUCAACUAGAAAUAGUGAAUCAAGAAGUAACAACAAGACCUCCAGUUCAUGAAACCCUAUUUUCUUCUUCAUGCCCUUUUUUUAUGUUUGACCCAGCUCCACUAGAUGGGGUUACUGAUAAUGUACGAGGGGAGCUAUAUCAUGAACCAGCAAGCUUGAAUAGGGAAGCAUGGAAUUUAAACCAGCAUCAAGUUCAAUCACUUCCACCUUCGACUUCUUUUCCAACUGGCAUAGAUGCUCAUUAUUUGCCGCCAUUAAUAGAGAACAUAGAAAGCAUGGUGCCCAUUGAUCAUCAUCAGCAUCAUCAAGUACAAUCUUGUAGCAUGGAUGAUGAAGGAGAGAUAGCACUUGAUUGCUUACAGAGGCAAGAUUUGAAUGAAUGGGUUGAAUCUCACCACUCGAACUUUCUAUUCUGGGAUAAUGUUGAAGGACCACUUGGUGGGGAAGACAUUGCACCAGCUUCAUCAAAUACGGGAACUACAUUGUCUUCUAUUAAGAAAACGAACUUGGGAAUUAGGGUUUAUACUGUCUGGGAGCAUUAUUGCCUCUACUCUCACAGCAAUUUCCUCCUCUUCGCAAUCAUGAUCAUUCCAGAGAAGAACCGUCGUGAGAUCUCAAAGUACCUCUUCCAAGAGGGUGUAUGCUAUGCAAAGAAGGACUACAAUUUGGCAAAGCACCCGGAAAUCGAUGUCCCGAAUCUGCAGGUGAUUAAGUUGAUGCAGAGCUUUAAGUCAAAGGAGUAUGUUCGUGAGACUUUUGCUUGGAUGCAUUACUACUGGUUCCUUACUAAUGAAGGCAUAGAGUUCCUCAGAGGUUACCUCAAUCUUCCUUCUGAAAUUGUCCCUGCCACAUUGAAGAAGCAGGCCAAGCCUGCUGGUGGUAGGCCCUUUGGCGGUCCUGGUGAUCGUCCACGUGGUCCACCUCGCUUUGAGGGAGGAGAGCGGAGGUUUGGUGAUAGAGAUGGCUACCGUGGAGGUCCCCGUGGACCAGGUGGUGAUUUUGGUGACAAGGGUGGAGCCCCUGCUGACUACCAGCCAUCUUUCAGGGGUCCUGGUGGUAGACCUGGCUUUGGUCGUGGCAGUGGUGGAUUUGGUGCAGGGCCAACAAGCUCAAAUCUGCCUUGAGAGAUGAUUUCUGCCUCACGAGAGUUUUAGCAUUUUUUACUUCAACCUAAUUAAACGUGGGUUACUUUAUUUCAUUAAUAGCAAUUUUUAUUCCAUUGCGCUAGUUUGAGACUGUUGCUAUGGGAAUUUUGUUGGUUCAGAUCAAUCAGUUUUUGAACUAUCUCUCCUCUAUCCAAAAUCUACAUGAAAUUUGUUGUAA
Molecule: messenger RNA, 1776 nt
Organism: Mangifera indica (mango)
Lineage: Eukaryota; Viridiplantae; Streptophyta; Magnoliopsida; Sapindales; Anacardiaceae
Product: myb-related protein A
Exons: 8
Coding region: 21-1577 (518 amino acids)
Source: RefSeq, a predicted model, not a curated record